Molecule: messenger RNA, 918 nt
Organism: Bacidia gigantensis
Lineage: Eukaryota; Fungi; Ascomycota; Lecanoromycetes; Lecanorales; Ramalinaceae
Exons: 1
Coding region: 1-918 (305 amino acids)
Source: RefSeq, a predicted model, not a curated record
AUGGCUGGGCGGUAUGUACCACCAGCUCUGCGCAACAGGAAUCUGGCAUCAGCACCAGCUAGCCAGUCAGGUAAAGCGGUGGAAUCGACCGCAGCUCGCCGCCCAUUGUCGGAGCUUAAGUUAAGCCCAGACAGGAAUGACCGCCCACUGCAUACAUUGCAGGAAAUCGCUCCUCAUUAUGGAGAUAACAUGACCCAUUCUACACUUCAUGACUCUGCUAAGACCCCUGGAAUGCUCUCCUAUGUCGUACUUUUUCAUGGCGCCAACCCCAGGUGGUACAGUGAUCACAUUAUCUUUGCAAGAACUAAUAUAUCUUUUGUCAAACCUUUCACCACGGUACAACAUGACCACUUGGAAGCAAAACCCGGGGGACUAGAAGCCAGUUCUCGGCAUAUAGCACUACGAUCUUCACACUCAGGCGGUGAGGUUUUGAACGACCCUGACAAAGAUACUUCUGCAGAGUCUCCGUCAGAUGUGAAGACUUCGAUACUGUCCAAUAGUGAGGAAUCGCCAAAACCGCACCUCAUUCCAGUGUUCCUAGAAGCCAAAGGGAGGCCUUCACAGGGUCGUAGUGCAGUAUUCUAUGGUUACUUCAGUAUUCUUCAUGUGGACUUUCUGGAGCCCCAAAGUCCGGAGCUAGUGCGUAUGCUAGAGCAGAAAUGGUCGCCUUCCAAAUUUGGGUCUGGACAAACGAGACGGCGGAGUCCUGAGCGCUGGGCAGAUAGUCUGAGACAGGAAUGGGUCGUUAUACAGAUGACAGAAGUUCUUUCGGACCAUACGCCAGGCGAUCCUGUGAUCCAGGCAAUGAAGGAAGAACACGGCAAAGAGAAUGCGGCGAUGUGGCAAGGCGGACAAGGAGGGAGAAACGAGGAAGCGACAGAAGAGGGAGAAAACCGCAGCCAUGAGGACAAUACUUAA